AAAUGUUAUGAUUUAAUUUACGAUUUGUAUUGAUUGUAUUCUCAUAAUUCUCAUUAAAGCAAAACAUUUUCCAUAAUAUUAUUACAAUAAAUUAGUAACUAAGAAGAUAAUGGCUGAAGGAACAAAUAAACCCAGUUCCCCUGACGUGGAGGACCCGCCAAAUAAACAAGAUGAUAUGGAUGAUGAGAUUUCUGCUCGGAUGACUGCUUCCUACAGCGAAAUAUCGUUUCACUCGGACCAGGGUGCUACCGAACAGCCAGGAAAUUCGCCCGGUCCGUCCCGGCCGUACAAUUUACCAUCAGAGAACCGUAAACAGGAAAGAAAUCCUCUAAACAUGGAUGGUCAUGUUAGGUAUGAAGGAGACAUGACACAUUAUGUAGCAGAUGAUUUAGAAUUUAAGAUAAAGCUGUCUAGUCCUAUAACUAAGCGAGGUGAGACUCCAGUGUUUGGGAGUUCCAGUGCAUCUAGAUCCAGCACACCAUCAGGAAAGCUCUACAGACAAAUACUAGCUCCACAGAUUGGUCAGAUUGAUAUCACAGUGCUGAAUGAUUUAGAAUAUGAAGCUCAAAGGAUUGCUCAGUCCGUGGAUAAUUUAAUAGAGAACCUGUCAAGUAUACUGCAUUCCAACUCAUCGUUAACUGCCGAGAAUAUGGAAGUGUACAAAGAUGCAGUCGGGAAGACUUGUGAUGCAAUGGACAAUAAUAUCAAAAGCAUGUACACUAUCCUGGCGAAAGGGGAGGAGGUGUCGCAGGCUAUGAUCCCCGUACAGGCACAGGCUGCUAGAAUAGCUGAAAUAAAAAGACUACUACACUUAUUUGAAAGCAUGUUUUAGGUUAUUAUUUAUUUAAAGCAAGCAAUUAAGUAUAACUUAUUUAUUUAGUAAUGAAAUCAUACAAAAAGGUAAUCCGCCACAUGCUUCGUCAAAACACAAACGUAAUCCGCAUAAGCCUCGUCCUGACCUUAUUCUACAAAUAGCCUUAAAAAACCUUAAAUAGGUAUGGAGAAUUGUUUUAAAUUAACCUUUCAUAUGCGCAUGCCAAAAAAUUGCCAUAUAAAUAGCAAUCGUGACAACUUCAUGUUUAAGUUAAAUAUAAUUCCAUAAAUGUGCCAUUUUCAACUGAAAGGGUAAUUGUCGCUUGUCAGUAAGGCGCUGUUUCGAUAUAGCUUUUAUUAGAAAUCAGCCUUAUCGACAACCGACAAUGUGGUACCUUUUGAUUGAAAAUUUCACAAAUGUUAGUUGGCUUAUAAGUUUGAUGUGGUAUGGUAUGUGGUCAUAAUCCUCAAACAGAAGAA
Molecule: messenger RNA, 1293 nt
Organism: Cydia strobilella
Lineage: Eukaryota; Metazoa; Arthropoda; Insecta; Lepidoptera; Tortricidae
Gene: BORCS6
Product: BLOC-1-related complex subunit 6
Exons: 1
Coding region: 110-832 (240 amino acids)
Biological process (GO): lysosome localization
Cellular component (GO): BORC complex
Source: RefSeq, a predicted model, not a curated record